AUGAAUUAAGAAGAAGGAGAAGUCAACUAACUUGAACAACAUGAGAAAGUAGUCAAGUAUAUCGUAAAGAAUACACCAUUUGGAUAAGCUAAUUUAGUGAUUAAGGAUUUGUGUAAAAUCAUUGGGAAUAUUAAUCCAUAGCAUUCUAUUAUGCUACAAGCAUUGAGGGAUCAUAAUGAGGAACACUUGGCUUUGUUUAAAGGCUAAAGCACUUAAAUCCUUACAAGCGUUCUGAAUUCUUAAGAGGACUUUUAUGUAGAUUAGAAAAACAAUGAGACAAUUUAAGUGGAUCAUGAAAAAUUAGAAGUCAUAUCCAGAUCCUAAGUUGAGUUACCUUCAGAUCCUGAAUUGAAUCAACUUAGAGAUGCCCUUGAAUAAUAACUCAAUCUUUAUUUGACUUAGCAAUUUAAUGAGAAAGUUUGUGGAGCUUAUGUUAUGUAUCAAGGUGACGCUUCAGAUUUUACAUUCUAUAUUGGAAUUACUGCAAAAACAAUUAACUUGCCAAACUUUUUCUGUGGAAGUUGGAUCUCAACCUGGGAAUUCACAAAAACACAAUUGAAAGGUGAUUUGAAAGUGCAAGCACAUUAUUAUGAAGAUGGAAAUGUGUAAUUAAAAAAUGUAAAUACCUUCUCAGAAGGAAUCAAUGUAGAUUUGUCUACUGCAAGCGAGAGUGCCAAAUAGAUUAUUCACACAAUCACUAGAUUAGAGAAUAGACAUUUAGCAGGAAUGGAUAAUUUAUAUAAUUCCAUGCCAGACAUAUUCUUUAAAGCAAUGAGAAGACCCCUACCAAUUACAGGUACAAAGAUGAAUUGGAAUGAAAAUGUUCACAAACUAGUAGCAAAUUUGAAGUAAUGAAAUUACAAUAAAAUAUUAAUCAAUAAAUUCAUGAUAAAUUUGAACUC
Molecule: messenger RNA, 902 nt
Organism: Paramecium tetraurelia
Lineage: Eukaryota; Ciliophora; Oligohymenophorea; Peniculida; Parameciidae
Exons: 4
Biological process (GO): actin cytoskeleton organization; barbed-end actin filament capping
Cellular component (GO): F-actin capping protein complex; actin cortical patch
Molecular function (GO): actin filament binding
Source: RefSeq, a predicted model, not a curated record